AUGAGUGAGUCAAAGUCCAAGAGAAACUCGUUUUUCUUCUUUUCGAGCAGUACCAAAGCUAGUGGUAAUAAACCCGAGUUGAAAACUGCGAACGUGAAGCACAUCGGCAAGUAUCCCCUCAAACUCUCAUCGAAUAAAGAACCUUCAGAACCGGCUCUUGACUGGCGCGAACAUUCAGGAAGUGGCAGCCGACAAUCCACACCUCGAGCUGGUUCAAGUGAUAGGAAUGAAGCUUCUGACUUGCCUGUUACAAAUGCUACCAACAUAAAAAGGACGCGGCCACCCCCUCCUCAAGACUUUUCGUUGACAUUCCCCGAUGUGGAGCCGAAACUUGUUCAAACGGCAUCUAGCGUGGUGCAGCCAUCCUUAAGUCUACAAAAUAAGGGUCAUGAGCGUAAGAAAUCCGAAAUCGACGAAUUGAUGGAUCAUUUGGACCAUUAUGACCAGGACAAUAGGCAGCAAUUUAACGACGGUACGUCUUCCCAGCGGUCAUCUUCAAGUGGAGAUUUUAGAACUCCUAGUCUUGACUUACCUGACCAAACUGACAGGGACACUGAGAUCAACAACCCUGAUAUAAGGUCAUUGAAUUUAUCUCAGUCCAAACUAAGUUUACUUUCACACAAGGACCAAACUGGUGAGGCUAUGAUUUCUCCUCCGCAGCAAACCGGGCCUUUCGAGAAGUUGGCUGAUCAUGAUGAAGAUCAAUUUUCUUAUGCGCAGUCGCAAGGGGAUUCUAUUCAGGACUCUCGAGGAUUUUCAAGGGUGGCCAAUCAGGUAGCGAGGAGAUCAUCAGGAUUUACUAAUAAUGCAUUUGAUGACCAACCGUAUCAUGCAGCAGAUGACUUGUUUGACAUGAAUGCCCCAGAAGACGUCUCUCUUUUUGACAGUCAGUCUCUUCUGGACAACCCACGGCAGUUCAGGGUUGUUAAUGAGCAUAGGCCUCACUUCAUUCUCAAUGAUGAAAGUAGCACAACGGACACCGAUAGUUUUCUCUUCCCACCGAGAGACGCAGUGGUCCUAAGUAAUCAACAGAAUGACCUUAAGCUUCAAACACCCGUUAGUACCAAUUUUCCAGUAGCGCCCUCCCCAACGGUUCAAGAACUUGACUACCAUCAGAAAGACCUUGCUUCCAGCUCAGGUUCGGCGGCCAACGAUACUACGAGCUCCAAGAGUGGACUUGCCUCUGACUAUACGCUGAUGCAUGCUUAUAACGACCCUCAAAAUGUGGCAGCAGCAUCUGCUGCUCCCCGUGGACAGGGGACUGAUAGGUCAGUGAGGCUUGUAUCGAGUUACGUAGAAGAGCUGCGUCUCAAGUACUUUCCCACUUCUAACUCUCUUCAACCACCCCCGGAUUUGCCAUUUGCAUUGAAAACUAAAAACACUCUCGAGCAGCCACAGAACAUCAAGGUAAGGAUACGCACAAGCUCUAAACAAAUUGGGAUCAAACAUGGGAAAGCGAAACAGAAGCUCUUGUCUUUAGAGACGGCGAAGGAGGAGAACGAGUCAGUAAACUCACCGACUACUACUCUGGGGAGGGGAAAAUCGGUUUCAACUCAGGUGGAUCAUACUCGCGAAUUCCAUGACCUACUUAACAAAAGCCCGUCUGGCGCGGACCUUUUUGGCGCUGAUAAUGCUAACUCAAACAAGCACAUCGAGCUCGAUGAUGAGUUCGUAAAUGAAGAGGACGAUGGCGAUUUGUAUUUGCAACAUAUUCCAGGUGACGAGGCUUAUGACAAUGAUGACGUUAUGGCGCCACUGCGUGAAGUCAGUGAUCAUGAUACUACUCUGCGUUUUGCGGACAAUCCGGUAGGGGGCCUUGGUGUAGGGACAGGGGAAAAGGGCCGCCUUGGCAGAAGCGAUACUGUGACAAGCUACUAUACGCGUAAGAAUCAAAACCGUGCUCGUAGUGGGACUUUGGAUGUAGACUAUAGCUACAGGACCGUGGGCGUGAGUCAGAAUGAAGAUCCAUCCGCUACAACAUUUUCAGACGAUAAUUCUUCGGUACAGACUCCUAAUCCUUUAUACUACCAAUCUACGUUUGGUGGAGGAUUACGCGUGACAAAUCAAGACCCAGCAUCGGACUCGUAA
This is a messenger RNA of Lachancea dasiensis, 2088 nucleotides long. Lineage: Eukaryota; Fungi; Ascomycota; Saccharomycetes; Saccharomycetales; Saccharomycetaceae. The record is from the annotation of a GenBank genome assembly.